This is a messenger RNA of Pezoporus occidentalis (night parrot), 3477 nucleotides long. It is a transcript of the gene CAPRIN1, whose product is annotated as cell cycle associated protein 1. Gene Ontology annotation, cellular component: cytoplasm. Lineage: Eukaryota; Metazoa; Chordata; Aves; Psittaciformes; Psittacidae. The coding region runs from base 155 to 2260 and encodes 701 amino acids. Gene Ontology annotation, molecular function: RNA binding. The record is from RefSeq and is a predicted model, not a curated record. The transcript has 19 exons.
GUGCGCGCCCUCGCUCUCUGCCCCAGUAGCGCGGUGCAGCGGUAGCAGGAGCAGCGCGGGCGGCGGGGCCGGUAGUCGGCUGAGGCGGCCAUUACUAAAGCGAGAGCGCAGCGCACCGAGUUCCCCCCCCCCCUUCCCCAAGGGCGCACACGAGAUGCCCUCGGCUACCAACAGCACCAUGGCGAACAGCAGCGGCAAAGCGGGCCCAGGCGGAGAGGCUGCCCCGGCGGCAGCGGCGGCCGCCCCGCAGGCAUCGGCCGGCAGCAUCACCUCGGUGCAAACCGAGGCCAUGAAGCAGAUCCUGGGAGUGAUCGACAAAAAGCUGCGCAACCUGGAGAAGAAAAAGAGCAAACUUGAUGAUUACCAAGAACGAAUGAACAAGGGAGAACGUCUGAAUCAAGAUCAACUGGAUGCGGUGUCAAAAUACCAGGAAGUGACAAAUAAUCUGGAAUUUGCUAAAGAACUGCAGAGGAGUUUUAUGGCUCUGAGCCAAGAUAUCCAGAAAACAAUAAAGAAGACAGCUCGCAGGGAGCAGCUGAUGCGAGAAGAAGCUGAGCAGAAGCGUUUAAAGACUGUACUAGAGCUCCAGUUCAUUUUGGACAAGUUGGGUGAUGAUGAAGUGCGCAACGACUUGAAACAAGGUUCAAAUGGGGUACCAGUGCUGACAGAGGAGGAACUGACCAUGCUGGAUGAGUUCUAUAAGCUAGUUUACCCUGAGCGAGACAUGAGCAUGAGGUUGAAUGAGCAGUAUGAGCAAGCAUCUGUUCACCUCUGGGACUUACUGGAAGGGAAGGAGAAACCAGUUUGUGGAACAACCUAUAAAGCUCUGAAGGAGAUUGUUGAACGUAUUCUUCAAACUAGUUACUUCGACAGCACCCAUAACCAUCAGAAUGGAUUGUGUGAGGAAGAAGAGGCAACCCCUGCACCUGCAGUAGAAGACGCUGUAGCAGAAGCUGAACCUGAUCCGGCGGAAGAAUUUACUGAACCAACUGAAGUGGAAUCAACUGAGUAUGUAAACAGACAAUUCAUGGCAGAGGCUCAGUUCAGCAGUAGUGAGAAGGAACAGGUAGAUGAGUGGACAGUUGAAACGGUUGAGGUUGUAAAUUCGCUGCAGCAACAGACACAAGCUACAUCUCCUCCAGUUCCUGAACCUCACACGCUCACUACUGUGGCUCAAGCAGAUCCUCUUGUUAGAAGACAGCGAGUACAGGACCUUAUGGCGCAGAUGCAGGGCCCGUAUAACUUCAUGCAGGACUCUAUGCUGGAGUUUGAGAACCAAACACUUGAUCCUGCUAUUGUGUCUGCACAGCCCAUGAAUCCAGCACAGAAUUUGGACAUGCCACAAAUGGUUUGCCCUCCAGUUCAUGCCGAGUCAAGACUUGCCCAGCCUAAUCAAGUUCCUGUGCAACCAGAAGCUACACAGGUGCCCUUGGUUUCUUCUACAAGUGAGGGAUAUACAGCCUCCCAACCCAUGUAUCAGCCUUCUCACACAACAGAGCAACGGCCACAGAAAGAAUCAAUUGACCAGAUUCAGGCUUCAAUGUCACUGAAUGCAGACCAGACCCCGUCAUCAUCAUCACUUCCCACUGCAUCCCAGCCACAGGUGUUCCAGGCUGGAUCUAGCAAGCCUUUGCAUAGCAGCGGAAUCAAUGUUAAUGCAGCUCCAUUCCAAUCCAUGCAAACAGUAUUCAACAUGAAUGCACCCGUUCCUCCUGUUAAUGAGCCAGAAACCCUUAAGCAGCAAAACCAGUACCAGGCCAGUUACAACCAGAGUUUCUCCAAUCAGCCUCACCAAGUAGAACAAUCAGAUCUUCAGCAAGAGCAACUCCAGACGGUGGUUGGUACUUACCAUGGUUCCCCGGACCAGACUCAUCAAGUGGCAGGUAACCACCAGCAACCUCCCCAACAGAACACUGGAUUUCCACGGAACAGUCAGCCUUAUUACAACAGUCGAGGAGUGUCUCGUGGUGGCUCACGUGGGGCUCGUGGCUUAAUGAACGGUUACAGGGGACCGGCAAAUGGAUUUAGAGGAGGAUAUGAUGGCUACCGUCCUUCCUUUUCCAACACUCCAAACAGUGGUUAUACGCAGCCCCAGUUUAAUGCUCCUCGGGAUUACUCAAACUACCAGCGGGAUGGGUAUCAGCAGAAUUUCAAACGUGGCUCUGGACAAAGUGGACCUCGGGGAGCUCCUAGAGGUCGUGGAGGGCCCCCAAGACCAAACAGAGGGAUGCCUCAAAUGAAUGCUCAGCAAGUGAAUUAAACGAAUUCACGGGAUUACAUUAAACGCCAAAAACACGCUGGCCAGUGUACUAUACAUGUUACCAGAAGAGUUAUUAUCUAUUUGUUCUCCCUUACAGGAAGUUUGUUGUAAAGGGACUAUUUUCAUUACCCAUAAUGACAGGACUACAGUUGCCAGCUUUAUAUUACCUGGAUAUUGAAAGGAACGAAACAACGUUUACUCUGCAUGUUCUGUCCUAAGCAUCAUCUUGAGCCUUGCACAUGAGAUUCAGAUUCCUCACCCUUGCUAAGAGUAAGCAAAAAAAAAAGGCAAUUUUCAGGGUGAUCCAAUCUCCAUGGUUAACUGAAGUGGAAGGAAAAAAGCAAAGACUCACUUCUGACAUUUGAAAGUGAUGUAACAAAUUUGUAUAAAAUCUGCAAAUUCAUAGAUUUACUGUGAUGGCAGUUGACAAAACGUAACGUUCCCAUGAAAGGAUGGAAAAGGUGAAGUGUGGCUUGACAGAGCAAGUGCAUUUCAGCUUUUUCAUACUCAGUUGAAGCACUGAACAGUUCAAAGGUGUGUGAUGAUGCAUAUUUCCCUAAACAGACAACUGGGCUUAUAGCCAGCUCUUGACAAAGAAGCAGCACCCUUAGCUGCAGCACUCCUCAUCACCAGGGCCCUGUUCACUGUGGCUAAGGAUUUAAGAUCGCUUGCAUAACUGCUAAUGUAAUUGUGUAAUUAUUUUUAAAAAGAAAAGAAAAUAUGGAAAAAAAGAAAAAAAGCUUUGAUUUGGCAUUUCCAAAAGAAUUUUGCAACAAAUGUGAGAGGAAACCUGGAUGGCCACUGUAUAUUUGAUGUGAAGUAUUUAGAUUCUCUCUUUGAAACACUUUUUAAGUUUCUUUGAUAGCAAUGACUUUUGUAAGGAUUGGUAUUCUCUAUCAUUCCUUAUGACUUGCACAUUGUCUGUCACUAAUACUUGACCUUGCUGUAUUAUCACCUAAAUAACUGAUGCCGGUACUGAUGGAAAUCUCUAAUGGAUAAUCAUAACACUUUUGGUCACAUGUCCUUUUGUCUUUCCUGCAGCCUUGAAGGUUUUAAGAAAUCUCAAAUGCCCGCUGCUGCUGCCCUUUUAAUUGCUAUCUUUUGAAAAGCACCAGUAUGUGUUUGAAUUGAUUUCCCCUUUUAAGGGAAAUGACAGCCAGCAGUUACAGUUCUAAUGGUAUAAGCAAGACAAAUAAAACAUGUUUAUAAAAAUUGUA